GGAGAGAAAGAUGUGCAGAGUUGCAGUGACACGCACGAUGGCAGCAAAAUGAAUAGGAAAAAUGGAAGAGCCAAAAGGGAGGUCCACGUGCCUCUCUCUGUCUUUCACAGUUUCUCACCUGUAAACGUGAAGUCUUAGCUCAUAAACUAUACAGGUAGUAAUAGUAAUAGAAAUCCUACCCCCUGGUUUGUGCAGCAGCAAAGGCUUUGAGUCUUUGACAACGUAACCCAUAUAGCUCAGUUGUUGGGUUUGGCAGAUCUAAUACUUUUCUCUUACGUCUCUCUAUUUAAAGCUACCCCUCAUUCCUCUGUUUUAUGCUUUCUUCUCACGCUCCUAAUUUACUUCGCGCCUCGUUACAUCAUUUUCUCUGGCAACUACUGCUUCUUCUUCUUCUUCUGCACUCCCCCAUUACAUCAUUUUCUUUACAACUCCUACUUCUUCUCCGUCUCCACUUUUACACGAAGAUAUACACAACACAAAACCGUGCUUAUUUGCAAGUUCCCAAUACUUGUAGCAUGAUUCUACUUUGGUUUCUAUUUCAGUGAUUGAUUUCUGUCUCACACCUCUGGAAUCUUAUCGUACGUUCUACAUAGGUGAGUGUGAAGAGCGUCAGAGUCCUCUCUGUCCUUCAUUCUUUUAUUAUUGGUUGACAAGUCAGUUUCGAUUAAUCAGUUUCUCUCAAUUAUAAAGUUUCCAUCACAUCGUCUCUGUCUCACUAGUAACCAAAUCCCCCCAACCAAUUUCUUCUAUUCAUCUUUAAUUUCAGGCAGGAAAAGUGAAAUAACUCACACCAUUACUACGUAUAUAUUCUGUGCAUUUUGAUACUACUACUACUACUACUCCUGUUAGUUGUAUUUAUCAAUCAUGGGAAAUUGCCAAGCGGCAGAGGCGGCAACAGUGGUGAUUCAACAUCCAGGUAACAAAAUAGAGAGAAUCUACUGGUCUAUAAGUGCACAUGAAGUCAUGAGCUCAAAUCCUGGCCAUUACGUCGCCCUUGUUAUCUCUUCUCCAACUGAUCAGAGAACAGACAAUGGUUCCCCCGUGAGACAGCUCAAGCUUCUCCGACCCGGCGAUACUUUACUUCUUGGACAAGUUUAUCGACUCAUCAGCUUCGAAGAUGUACUGAAAGAGUUUGCAGCAAAGAAGUGCAUGAAACUUGGCAAGUUACUAAGGGAAAGUGGAGGCCUCGUUCUUGAUUCCAAGAAAAUUUCGACCGAUCCACCAGCAGUGAACGUCAAGCCUAGAUUGGUGAAUGGAAUCCCAUCUAAGAUGGAGCAUGAGACUUAUCAACAAGGAAGUAGCAGCAGCAGCAGUGGGCCGAGCCAGAGGAGUGUGGUGGGAAGACAUAAUGGUGGGGGGCAAUGGAAACCAGCCUUACAGAGUAUUGCAGAGAUUGGAACUUGAACUCACUCACCCCAAGCAGAAGUGCCACUCCUAUUUCAAUUACAUAUUUUCCUAGCUAGGCUAAGCCUUUCCAAAAUAAGAAAUUGGCUUUUCUCAAAUGUUCCUACUUUAGUUUAGAAAAUUAAACCCACUUAAUUAGUACAAUGGGAGUUGAUGUUUGACGGACUCGCUCUAAAGACUUGUAGUUUAGCUUAUUUUCAAGUUUGACUUAAUUACUGUCAUUUGUUUCUAUUCGGAAAAUCCUUGCAAAUUACUACAAAGCGAUCAACUAGAUAGGGACUUCCAUAGUAAGUAUUAUGAAUGUGUCCUGGUUAUGAUUCAAGUUCUUCUAGAUAAAUUGUUCAAUAUUUAGACGCUAUACCAAAACUAUUGUUAAUAUUAAAGCGUGUGUAUUUAUUUUGGUGUAUAUAUGGAUAUUAAAUAUAUUGUAUGUUUAGGACUAGGAGAAUGAUAGGUUACAAGUACUUUGGUCA
Messenger RNA from Nicotiana tabacum (common tobacco), 1877 nucleotides. RefSeq lists its product as uncharacterized. The record is from RefSeq and is a predicted model, not a curated record. NCBI's taxonomy places the organism in Eukaryota, Viridiplantae, Streptophyta, Magnoliopsida, Solanales, Solanaceae.